AUGGCAAAGACCUACAGCAAUCUCGACCUCGUCAACAACUGCGAUGCCUUCCCUUACGAGAAGACCCAGCCGGAGCAGUACGCGGCCUACAUGAAGGACGUGCUGCUGGUUGAGUGGUCCGACAGUGCCGACGCAUCCGACACCUCCGCCGUGUAUCCCAUAGGCUACAUGCGGCGGGCCGUCUUUGACGCUCUCGUUGCGAUUUCGCCCGCAGAACGCCAGAAGCUUGGCCUCGACCCGGAUGUCGACCUGCAAGCGGCGGCCAGUGCGUCCGGCACCGUUCCGCUGCACCGGCUGCUGCGCCUGCAGACGACCGAGCCUGCGCGGACCGUCGCUCUCGACAAGCUGAACCAGUACUGGCGCGCCGCCGACGCCUUCAAGUUUCUCCGCGGCUGGCGCGACGAGCCGUGGCCCGUGUACGGCCGUACGGGCGAGCUGUUGUUCAGCGUCGAGCGUGCGGCUGCGGGCCUGCUGGGCGUCGUGCGCUACGGUGUGCACCUGUCAGCGUACGUGGUGGACCCGACAACCAAGGCGAUCAAGAUCUGGGUGCCCCGCCGCGCCGCCAACAAGUCGACGUACCCGAGCAUGCUCGACAACACGGUGGCGGGGGGGUUGAUGACGGGCGAGGACCCCUUUGAGUGCGUGGUGCGCGAGGCCGACGAGGAGGCGUCGCUGCCCGAGGCUGUGGUGCGGGCCGCCGCGCGGCCCAUUGGCAUCAUCACUUAUGUGUACAUUACAGACGAGCGGGCCGGCGGCGAGGCGGGCUACAUCUAUCCCGAGUGCGAGUGGGUGUACGACCUGCCGCUGCCGGCGACGACAAUCCCGCAGCCCAAGGACGGCGAGGUCGAGUCGUUUAUGCUGUGCACGGUGGACGAGGUGCGGGCCCAACUCGCCCAGGGCCUGUACAAGCCCAACUGCGCUGUGGUGCUACUGGAUUUCAUGGUGCGGCACGGCCUGCUGACGCGGGACAACGAGCCCGACUACGACGCGAUUGUGAGCCGGCUGCAUCGCGUGCUGCCCUUCCCGGGACCCCACCACAAGGAGACCAAGACCACGUAG
Sporothrix brasiliensis 5110 is the source of this 1059-nucleotide messenger RNA. RefSeq lists its product as uncharacterized. NCBI's taxonomy places the organism in Eukaryota, Fungi, Ascomycota, Sordariomycetes, Ophiostomatales, Ophiostomataceae. Gene Ontology annotation, molecular function: 8-oxo-dGDP phosphatase activity. The coding region runs from base 1 to 1059 and encodes 352 amino acids. The record is from RefSeq and is a predicted model, not a curated record. The transcript has 2 exons.